This is a messenger RNA of Drosophila suzukii, 1372 nucleotides long. Lineage: Eukaryota; Metazoa; Arthropoda; Insecta; Diptera; Drosophilidae. The record is from RefSeq and is a predicted model, not a curated record.
GUCAACGAGGCGUAUACGUGUUCAGUGCAUUUUAAUAAUAAUUAUUCCGAUUAUCUACAAUGGCUGCUAGUAAAAUACCCGAUUGGGUCAAUGCAGAUCUUUUUGAGGAUGUUCUCAAAUCCACUGGAGGGUACUCAAAAGUCAGGAAUUUUAAGGCGGAAAGUGGUUCCGCUGCGGGUGACAACUACGCCACCAUAAUGCUUCGAGACAUCGAAGUAGAGCUGCAAGAUGGUUCAAUAAACCAGGUGUCUUACAUGGUAAAGCUGCCACAUCAGCUGGAGGUGUACAAGGAAAUGAUGAAGCACACCAAUAUCUUCGAAAUCGAGCGCACCAUGUACAAUGAGGUUGUUCCCGAGAUGGAGGCACUUUACAAGGCAGCGGGAGUGGAGGUAACUUUUGGAGCCAAGAGCUACGAUCUUAAGAAUGCCAAAAGCGAAUACAUAGCUCUGGAGGAUCUGUGCAUAAAAGGUUUCAAAAACGCUAAUCGUCUCGAGGGACUCGAUCGCCACACGGAAAGAGUUCUCCGGAAGUUGGCCCAUGGCAUGCUGCACCGCCGUGAGAGUGGCUACCAAGGGCCAUACCCGGAAAUUGUUCUGAAGGGAUUCUUCAAGGAAGAAAACAAGCCGUUGAUGAAUGAAAUGAUGAAUGGCAUGGGACAGAUAUUCCUCAGCUGUGCCACCUACGAAGGUAACGAGGCGUACAUAGACAAAGUGGUAAAAAGCUUAAAGCCAGUGGUAAUAGAUGAAAUGUUCAAGUUGGGGGAAGUCGAUCCUAACGAUUUUAAUGUUUUGAACCACGGUGAUUCCUGGUCAAAUAACAUUAUGUUCCAGUACGAUGAAUUCGGAAAAAUCAAGGAGGUCUAUAUGGUGGACUAUCAGGUCUCAAAGUACGGAUCUGUUGCCCAGGUGCUCUACUUCCUAAUUUCUUCCACCAAGCUGGAAGACAAGUUAAGCAAAUUCGAUUACUAUGUUAAGGUGUACCAUGAUAAUCUGGUGGAGCACCUAAGAAUACUGAAAUAUUCCAAGCCACUGCCCAGCCUGCGAGACAUUCACAAGGUGUUAUUUCGAUAUGGCCUUUUUGCAUACUCCGUGGCCACAGGGGUGAUGGCAGCUGUUCUUGUUGAUCCAACAGAAAGCGCCAGUUUUGAGAACUUUAUUGGCGACUCAGCCGAAGGAGCGGACUUCCAGAUGCAAAUGUACAAUAAUCGCUACCGAAAACACAUUCAGGUUAUCCUACCCUGGCUGCUUAAUCGCGGUGCUUGGAUGUUAAUAGGAAAUUGCCUACUUAUAUUGCGAUAAGAUGCUAAAACUCGCUUUCUCUAAAUCAUUCCGCUUGAGAGUAUUAAACUAAAUAAAAUAAAACAAAUCACAUA